AUGCCAGUGGCCGAGAAGAUCGACACAGAACGCUAUGAAAUCGAGAAGAUCUCGGGAAAUAAAAUUAUUAAUAACACAAUUUUAUACAAAAUUCAAUGGGUCGGAUACACGAAGGACUACGAUUCAGAAGAGGCCGAAUGGAGGAUGACGUGCGAUGAGAAGCUCAUCGAAUUCUCGUUAUCGACUUUGGAUAAAAAUCGAUAUAUCGAUCGAUUGGAGCCAAUGCUCUUGAAUUAUCGAAAGUUCAGAGAUGAUGCGAAGAGUAUUAUGAAUUUUAUCGAUCCAGUUUCAAUUCUCGCUUUGACAACAUUUCAGUGUGGAAGUGUGAAGUUUGUGGAUCAAGACACAGUUUCCAGUAGAUUUUUGUUGCUUGAGUAUCUACGAGACAGCAAGCAGCAAUAUCUCCUCCACACGGCGUUCCUCCCUUCUGAAGACGUCAUUGAUGAAAGUGAACAUCGUUACGCCAGAGAGCUUCAGUCCAGGAUGGAAGUCUUCUCGGAGCAUCCACUCGUCAAAAUCAUCAUUCCACUGGACAUAGAAGGCGUCUUCUAUUCCCCACCACCACUUUCUAACCUGAUUUUCGAGCCAGUCACAGUUUGGAUGUGUGAAAACUCCUCCCAUUAUGAAAACCUCUUUGUUUCGAAAUCAGAAGACGUUGGGUUCAAUGGGACGAAGCCGUUUUUGGAUUCGGAAUAUCUAGAGCCAAAAGGACCCAAGCAAGAUCCAAAAUACUUCCAUGCCUUCGAAGCUAAUGAAAAUAAGAAAUUCUACAACGGAAUGAAGAGACUUGACUAUCAACAGGACCCAAGAUUCCAUUGUAACCUAAAAUUAAUAUCUGAAAUUGGACGUGGAUGGGUGUUGAGAGCAUCUCAUGUGAUUCCGAAAGAGACACCAAUUAUGAUGAUGGCUGGAGUGAUUGGUCCAUGGAAACGCGCCCAUAAUUCGUUGGUUCGGAGUGGAGAGCGAAUUGCGUUCAGCUCGUUUAUCGAGAUUCCGGGGACAGAAAUGUGUCUGGAUCGUAGGCUUUAUCACGAUUUUACAAAGUAUAUUCCUCAUAGUUGUGCUCCAACUUGCUCGGUCCGUCUUGUCAAGUCUGGAAACGAAUACCCGGAUCUCGUCGUCUACUCGCUAACUGAUAUCAAUGCGUCCAAUAAUUUUUCAAUCUCCAUCGACUAUUAUCAGGGAUUCAGAAAAUAUGUGAAUCGAUAUUUCUGGACGAAUCGUCAUCCAGAUGGAAAGAUUUUCAAUUUAUAUGAGAAUGAAAUCGAUUUCGUUCAUUGUCAAUGCAUGGAACGACAGUGCAGAACCAUUCUGUAUAUCGAUAAAUCGCUGAAAUCCCAUGAUCCAUCAGUGGGGAAAGAGAAGAAACUCGAAAAUCUCGACCCGAAUUUCGAGUUCCGUGGAAUGUCCGUGGUCGCCGACACGAAAAGAAUCUGGGAGAUCCAGAAGGGCGUCUUCGUUGAAUAA
Molecule: messenger RNA, 1467 nt
Organism: Caenorhabditis briggsae
Lineage: Eukaryota; Metazoa; Nematoda; Chromadorea; Rhabditida; Rhabditidae
Gene: Cbr-set-31
Product: Protein CBR-SET-31
Exons: 6
Coding region: 1-1467 (488 amino acids)
Molecular function (GO): protein binding
Source: RefSeq, a predicted model, not a curated record